AUGCCUAGCAUGUGGUUAACAGAAAACCAGAAGAUCGGUGUGAUCUUCUGCUCAGCCGGAGGCUUGUUCCUAUUUGGAGGAGUGGUGAUGUUCUUCGACCGAUCAUUACUUGCCAUGGGAAAUAUUCUCUUCCUCAUUGGAUUGACCCUGAUCAUUGGUGUCCAGAAAACCAUGGUCUUCUUCACCCGCCCGCAAAAACUCAAGGGGACCGCCGCGUUCGCUGCCGGUAUUCUCCUCAUUCUCUUCCGCUGGCCCUUGACCGGGUUCCUGAUCGAAUUGUACGGCCUCUUUAUCCUGUUUGGUGACUUCCUCGUCACGAUCGGCCAAUUUGCGGGUAACGUCCCUGUGGUAGGGCCGUACAUCCAACGUGCCCUGGAGGUUCUUGCUGGUGGAAGGAGCAAUGCCGAGCUUCCUGUAUGA
Penicillium paradoxum is the source of this 420-nucleotide messenger RNA. RefSeq lists its product as uncharacterized. Gene Ontology annotation, biological process: endoplasmic reticulum to Golgi vesicle-mediated transport; retrograde transport, endosome to Golgi. Lineage: Eukaryota; Fungi; Ascomycota; Eurotiomycetes; Eurotiales; Aspergillaceae. The transcript is spliced from 5 exons. Bases 1 to 420 code for a protein of 139 amino acids. The record is from RefSeq and is a predicted model, not a curated record. Gene Ontology annotation, cellular component: COPII-coated ER to Golgi transport vesicle; Golgi membrane; Golgi cis cisterna.